AUGUAUGACUGGCUGAAUGAGAUCCCAUACACCGAUUGGUCAAGGGCAUAUUUUUCUAGAAGAGCUAAAUGUGAUAUGUUGCUGAGCAACAUAUGUGAGGUUUUUAACAGACAAAUCGUAGGAGCAAGGGACAAGCUGAUUAUCACAUGCCUAGAAUUCAUUCGGGAGUACAUGACCAAGAGGAUAGUGAAUGUCAAGAAAUUGCAAGCAAAGUGUAUGGGGCCACUGACACCUCAUGCCACUGAGGUCUUCGAUGAGAUCAAGAAACAGGCUGCUGAAAUGUCUGUUUUAAUGGUUGUUGUGAAUGUUAAACAUAAAACUUGUGCAUGCAGGAAGUGGGAUUUGACAGGGAUGCCUUGCAAACAUGCAGUUGCAGCCAUAUGGGAUAUGUCAAGGAAUAGCAUUGAUGCUGGCAUACCAGAAGAGUGGGUGGAUGAAGUUUAUUGGCUGUCAACAUGGAAGAAAGUCUAUGACAAUGUGAUAGAGCCAAUCAACGGGCCGGAGAUGUGGACUCCUUCAGAGUGUCCAACAACACUCAUCCCACCAAAGCAUCAUACACAAGUUGGAAGGCCAAAAAAGAAAAGAAAGAAGGCAUUUGGUGAAAACGAGCUUGAGCAAGAGUUCGACAAAGGAGGUAAAAUGACAAGAAAGGGAACUAGCAUCAAGUGUGGUAAAUGUGGGAACAUGGGUCACAAUGUCAGGAGCUGCAAAGGACAAGGGGGUGAACAAUCCACUGCUUCACAGGAAUCACACACUGCCACUCAAGGUGCUCCAGUUUACAAUCUUGAUGAGUGA
Messenger RNA from Helianthus annuus (common sunflower), 795 nucleotides. RefSeq lists its product as uncharacterized. The transcript has a single exon. The record is from RefSeq and is a predicted model, not a curated record. The coding region runs from base 1 to 795 and encodes 264 amino acids. NCBI's taxonomy places the organism in Eukaryota, Viridiplantae, Streptophyta, Magnoliopsida, Asterales, Asteraceae. Gene Ontology annotation, molecular function: nucleic acid binding; zinc ion binding.